GAGAAAACACAGUGAAGAAAUCAUCUGUAAUUAUUCAGAAUUUAAUAAUCUAAUGUGUUAUAGAAACGAGUGUGUUAUUCUCAUCUACCUGAGCCAUACAGCAUAGCGAGCAGUAUAGACGAGAUCCACGCGGUGUCACUGUACCCAACAUCAAACUCUCGGAUCAGCUCCUUGAAGAAGACACUGACGGCUUUUGGGAAAGCGUAAGAGAAGCCAGUAAUGACGAAGCCGCCGACCAACACCGCCCAACCCCAGCCACCGUCCGGUGCCUUCACUCCAGGAGGGGCGUCGUCAACUACUGCUCCUCCCAUGAUGUUCUUGGCUGGUACUGCACUGUAGUCAGUGGCUAAAAACACAAGUAAAAAUGCAAACCUUAACCUUUAAUAUGUCAUUUCACUGUAGUUUACACUGUUUUUGUUUCAUUUUGUAUUAAAAGGCAUAAAUGUAAAUGUAAAACCAAUGCAGUCAAACAUUGUACUUUUAACACAGUAUGCUGAUGAUAUAAUAUUCUACAUGACAGGAUCAUCACAGAAUUAAGGACUCUUUAAUUUGUUAUUCCAACUUAAACAUAAAAGAAUCUUUUUUAUGCCAAGUAAAGUUAGGAUAAUUCCUACUUUAAAUCUAUAUCCCAAUAAUCUACAACAAGAAGUUGAGACACUGUGUAGGAUAUUAAUGAACGCAAACAUCAGAUAUUUUCUGACUCAUUAAAACCCAACCUUCAAUUUAAAAUAGUGAAAAGAAAAUAUAAAAUAUUGAAAAAGACAUAUAUGAAAAUACAUACUCAACUUUAUUAUGAGGCCAGUAAUAUGUAUUUAAAGACAAAAAACACCAAAAAGUUGUGAAAACACCUGAAAACAUCACCUGACUUGAUAAGUUACAUGACUGGGUAUUAAAAAAAAGACACUCCAAAGAGGCUGAAUCUCUCAAAAGUAAAAAAGGGAAGGGGUUCAUCCGUUAAGAGACAGUUUGAGCAAAUAGUUUAACAAAUUCAGAAUAAUGUUACUCAGCAUUAACUUUUAAAUAACUGAGGGAGAGUACAUAAUACCGUUUAAGACAGAAAUCUGGAAAAAUCAAUGUAUAAGGCCAAAAACUAGUACUGGAUGGAUGUGAUCUUUAGGCCUUCGGGUGGUAACAACUGUAACAUGCAAAGAGAAAAUCAUCUUCUACUUAAACAGGAUCCUACAACUUCUCUGGGCCUGAGCCAAAGAUCCACUGAGAUGAGAUGUAAAACUGCCACGCGGUCUGAAUAAAAAGAUUUGACAUUCAGAGAAGAGGACUACUCGACUUGUUAUCAGUGCACAGUUAAAAAAGCCAGCGUCCAUGAUGGUGUGAAAAUGCAAAAGCACCUAUGGCAUAGAUAGCUUACUUAUUGGUUUGUUGUCUUUGCACUAUUUUCAAUUAGAUAUGAUUUAAGGUGAUUUUUGAACCAUCAAAAAAAAAUUUAAUUAAAAUUAAAAGCCUACCAACUUUUUGUUGUAUAGAAACCGCACCAUGAAGAUCUUGGUGUUUUAAUGCUCUCUGACCUCCACUUAAACAGUCAACAUAAAGACAAUUACAAAAUAAGCUUACUACCACCUUCCUUUAUGCCUUUGUUUAGGCAACCUAAACUGUUGUUCUGGACAGCUGCUGCUGCCAGAGUCCUCAACAACACCCAGAAAGUGGAGCACUUUGUACCGAGCCUUAAAUCUGCCAGUGCAUCCUGUGAGUCAGAGAAUAGGUUUGAAAAUCCUAUUACUCGACUAUAAAGAACUAAUUGGUCCUGGGCCUGAAUACAUGUCUGAUUUACUUGUGCACUGUGAAGCAUCCUGACACCUUAGAUUUUACUACAGCUUCUCAAUAAUUUCAUUUUAUGUAUUUUAAUCCAUUUUAGCUUUCUUUUGCCUUUUCGUGUCUUGUUUUAACACAUUACUGCUGCUAAGACAUUUUGAAUUACCUAUCUCAAUUGAAUUUACAGCGUGACUGGCUCCAUUUCAAGCAUGUGUGUAUUGUGUUUAUUUUGGUGGUGGGUAUAAAUAUGGGACCAUGGUAUCUGUUGUGGGCGAUUUAUCGUUGACAGGCUGAGAGGACAGAUAAAGCUCCCUUCUUGGCCAACGCACAUAAAUUCAAACACACCCUGUCAUUUCCUGCUCGACCUUUUAUUGCUGCUGUUUCCUCACAGUUCAGUCUCUGAUGCACUUGGGUACAUUUUCCUUUCGAAACACAGUGUCACCUCUGUACAGGAAAAAUGUACCUUUUUCUUGCGUGAGUGUUAAAUCUAGCUUCCGCUAAUCUUAUGAGUGAAUCAUUACAUCAAGUCAGGCUGGAAUAUCUCAUGUGAAUGACUUCUUGUGCUCUGUUUUUAGCUGCUUUUCUUCUAUAACAGGUCCCAGGGCUUCAGGGCUCUUAGUUCCUCUUCCUUCCUAUAACUCGAGCUUUUACCAGCCUCUGAUUGAACUCAGCUUGCCUUGCUGUGCACACAUCAUAAUACACAAUAUUCCAUAUUAAGAACCUCCCGAAGUGAAGUCUUUAAAUGCCAUACACAUUAUCUCAUCAUCAAUAAUUUCAUAUAGCAGGUUUCAUGUUUCUUAUAUUGUAGACGGUCUAUGUAUGCUGACUCAGCCAAACUUUUGAUUGGUUUAGACACCUGCAAAGAGGUGGAGUUGAGAUGGACUUUUAGCCUCCAAGCAAACACUCAUUUGUUUAUCAACUUAGCUGUCAUAUCCUCAUCUAACGCUGCAUUUCUACCAAGUAGUCUGAUUCAGUUUAGUUCAGCACAAUUAUUUGCGUUUCCCCUAUUAAAAGAUGGGAAAGUUACCAACAUGAGUGACUAGGGCUGGGCGAUACGGCCUCGAAUCAACAUCACGAUAUAUUGAGCAGUUCACCUUGAUAACGAUAAAUGGGCGAUAACUACUCCACAAGCUGCUCACCCCCUCCCACAUUAACUUUGUCUACUUUAACCACCGCUCCACUUGCUACAACUUUUGAACCGUCCUCCAUCUCCUCACCUGUCUUUCCCUCUUUGUUACAGACUGGAUGGAGUGGAGUCACGUCUCUGAUGUAGGACAGCAUCUUAAAGGGACAUGAGACCAUCGCCUACCUACACACAUCCAAAACCAACUUUUAUUUAUUUUUUUGACACCGAAUAUAUUGAUGAAAUUUUUCAAUUUAUCGUCCAGCCCUAUGAGUGACUGACCCUUUUCAAAAUGUCAACUACUGUUUGUUGAUUAUAAAAAUUCCCCAUCUUCCUGUACAAUAGCGGUAAUGACGGACAAACGCAAAACACAACACAGAUUUAAUGUUUUAGAAUGACAGCUCAAAGCGCUGCCCUCCUGGAUGACUUUGAAAGUACAGACUUUCCUGGGGAUCACUGAUGAAAAGGGGGCUUAGAGGGAACUGGCUGGCACUGUUAGGAAGAAAGUGUUCCAGUCAUGUCACACUAUUACAUUGUUAAUGCAGAUACUCCUCUACACAUCAAAUGUGAAGGAAGGGUACUGUGGGCUAUGUACAGGCAAGCAAGAUCAAGGUUUUCUGCACCAAAAAGCGCCACUCUGUGCUGAGUCAGCUUGUCACUCGGUGAAAUCGCAAAAACCAUUGUUUCUACAAAAAAUGUCUAUUUCUGCUGUAAAAACCAACGUUUGAAUGUGGGGACCAAUGGGAACUCCUUGGCUUUUGCAGCAGCCUCCAGUGGACGCUUGAUGAACUGCAGGUUUUUCCCAUGUGUAUUUUAAUCAGUGCAGGUUGCUUUUUACUGUUCAUCUGUCACCUACUCAGCAGCAUUUACAGGCACAGAAAAUAGCAAUGGGUGAAAUAUCAGUCUUGAUGUUGAUAGUCGUGUCUUUUUUAAAAUUAAUUUUAAUCUGUUUUACAACCAUCUUUAAAAAAAAACUCCAUAUAUGAGCUUUAAGUGCCUUUAAAUUUUGCUUGUUAAUCAUUUGAGUUGUACUCAAUUGUAUCUUUACUUUAUUAUGGACUCAAGGCCCAUUUAAAAGACUACAAAAUGCAUAGAAUUACAGCACAUUAUAUAUAGAAAACACAAUAAAUCUACUAAGGCUGAAUUAGAGUCUAUAAUUUAAAUACUAUAAAGAAAUAACAAUUAAAACACAACCUUAAAAAAGGAGCUGUUGCCCCAAUUUCUCCAUAGCUGUUACUUGUAUUAUACAGUUGUGUAUCUGAUAUUAGACAGGACCAAGAUGAUCUUAUUCUCAUGAGCAUUCAGUCAGCUAAUGAAAUUAUGUCCUAGAUUUCUCAAGAUAGCUUCUAGAUAACCGACUCUAGCUGUUACAAACAUUUUACUUGCACUGCAGCACUCAGGUCUCUUCAAUCAUAUUCAAUUCAAUAAUGACAUUAUCGCCUUAUUCUUAUGGUUCGUCCACAAUUGUGCAGUAAACGGAGGUGUUGGAUAAGCUCUAAACAAAGCUAUCUCCAUUGCAUCUGACACAAACUAAAGCUGCUUUGCUUUAUUCACAAUACCUUAGGUGUUAAAGAGUAAGCAGCAACUAAAAUUGUACACCUUGAUCAGAGUCUGUAUAGCAUCCUCUGUAAAAUACCGUCUGUCGUGCCACAUCAUUUUGAAAGAUGUGAUCAUUUGGAUGAUGAGGAGAGAUGAGGGGUUGUAGAGGCGGUUUAGUAUUGGAAACAUGUUCUUCAUGAUAGAUUACAUCAAUUAAAAAUCUAUAUACUCUUGUCUGUAACCCCACUUCACAAUGAUAGAGUACUGCUAUUAGCAAAACAGACAGAAAACACAAUUUCUACAACAAUAUUUUGGUUAGUUCUGAUACUAGGCAGCACUACUUUAGUGAGUGAUUUGCUCUCUAUCUUCAUACACAAUAGAAACAAGUAAGUUUCUACUCUUCUGAUUAUAUUCAGUAUCUCUAAGUCUCCACAACAUAAAACCCAAAGACAGUCUGGCACUAAAAUUACACAGAAGCCAGACAUAACAUACCAAACAGUUCAUUAAGUAAAUCCUCCCUCCCAGCCACUCUUUAAGUUAUUGGUUCAUAACUCAAACCACUCCCUUGAAGUGGACAUACUGGAGGAUUUACAGUGUAUCCUGCAUCCUGUAACCAAAGCUCAACAGAACCAUAGUUUAUAUUUUUCUAAUUUAACACACUCUGGUAAUAUUCCCAAAAAAAGACACACUUAUGGAUUUUCAAUCAAAGGAAGCCUAUACUUCAUAACCAUUAAUCCUAGAACACUAUCGCUGGGUGAUUUUCACCCAACCAAACAUGUUUACGUGAUUUUCAUUAUGUUGUGUUUGUCUGAGUAUCAUGGGUGCCUGAGUGAUUUUCACCCUGCAAUAGUGAUAGAGGGUAAAGUAGGUUUGGGUGGAUUAGAUAGCUGCAUGUUGGGAAUAAGGUCCGUAAGAGUGGUCUUGGAAUUCGCAUGCUAUCUUUAUUUUGCGCAGUGGUUAUGAAUAACUAUCACACAGUAGUGAUUUCAAGGGAAUUCCCAUGGUGAUAAGAAAUAUUUUAGCCAGCUGGUCAUUUUUACUCACUCAAAAUAUGCCAUAUUUUGGUUCUCUCUCCUGCAGCUGUUAUUGUGCCAAGGACUCUGAUUCUUCACCAGGGAAGACUCACAUGCCCCAGGAAUGGGUGAAAAAUAAAUAAGGUUUACAGUUUCUAUACAUAUUUUUUUAGGAUUUUUUUGUUAAUGAAUGCCUAAUUUCAGUUAUUUUGUUGCAUUUUUUUAUAUGGUCCUCUCAUUCUACACAUGGCACUUUUUUCUCCCUCUAGACAUUGCACAGUUACAAACACAAGAAACUACUUUAAAUUGUCAUGUAUUAUCCUAUUUUGAUAUAUUGUGAGUACUUUUUCUUGGGUAUAUUAUUUCGGGUCAAAAUCACCCGGCGAUAGUGAUGGUGUUACUAAUUUUAGCAAUAGUGUUCUAGGGUUAAGUAAAUCCUCCCUCCCAGCCACUCUGUAAGCUACUGAUUAAAUAACUCUGGUAAUAUUCCCAGUAAGAGGCACACUUAUGGAUUUUAAAUCAGCGGAAGCCUAAACUUCAUAUCCAAGAAUGAAAGGAUUUCCUCUUGCAUCUGCUCUGUUUUGUCGCAGUCAUCUAACCUUUGUUGUAUACAAGGGUAGGGAAGAGUGUGGUAAGUUGAGCCAAAGGGUAAGAUGAGUCACCCCCUGUUGCUCGGAAAUGGUAAAAAUAAUUGAUCAUGUGACCAAAUAUUUAGGAGAUGGGCAUCAAUUCAUGGGGUUUGUGAAGGUUAGAAGCACGUUGGUAAAGAGGUUAGACAUUUAUUUCCAAAAAAAUAAAACAUUUUCACUCUUAAAAGUGAAUUUAGUCUGUCAUAAGAAUUGUAUUCAGACCAAAAAAAGAUCAUUUUAAAUUUGUUUUAUACAUCAAUUGUGGUAUCUAUGAGCUACACCAUGAGGUCAAAAACCUAGCAUGAAAGUCCACCAUUUUAGUUUAGAGGACUAAUACAUUCAGAAUAGUAGUUCUAGGGUAAAGAAGUCUGAUGAGAGGAUCAGAAUAUAAAAAUACACAUGAAUGUAAAGAAGUGACUUUUAUUUAGGGAGAGAGAAGGUGAGGGAGGGCUGGGGUGGAGAGUGGGGGCGUAGUAGAGAUACGGCUCAACUUACCCCGACCACUUUUUUGGCAUGCUAUAUUAUCAAGACAGUUAUGUUUACACUCAUUCUGUUGGUUUGCAGGGAUGCACAACAUUUUGAAAUAUAUACAGAAACACUAGUUAGAGACAAAACUACGAUUGCCUUGAUUCAGUGAUCCGAAAUAUGAAAAGUGGCUCAUCUUACCCCACCCUCCCCUACUGGAGGAUUUACAGUGCAAAGUUAUCUUGAAUCCUGUAACCAAAGCUUUACAGUUUAUGGUUUGCUAACUCAACACUCUCUGGUAAUAUUCCCAAUAAGAGCCACACUUGUGGAUUUUAAAUCAACAGAAGCCUAAACAUCAUCUCCAAGAAUGAAAGGAUUUCCUCUUACAUCUGCUCUGUUUUGUCGCAGUCAUCUAACCUUUGUAACAUACAAGGGUCUCCCUUUGCCUUUCCUAGAUGUACACCACUGUGAUGAUCAACACUAUACGGAAUAUUCAGUAUUGUAUUUUACUGUAAUCGAUCUGCCAUCACAAAAACACGUGCCUGGUCACCACAUUCCAACAAUUUACCACUUUGGUCGCUUAUUUCACGGUCGAUCUUUCAUCAUCAAAGCCUUAAUCCCGUCCCGUUUCUCUCCUGAUUUAUCCACGCUCAUAGAGAUUAUAGUGUAUAGGUCCCCCUAUGGUUACCAUGAUGCGCAGACUUGAUUAAAGAGGAGGUCCAGUCCUGACAUCACCAGCAGCAGUCUCGUGGAUGCAGCCCCGCGCACGUAGGCACAGUGACUCCCUCUGCGUCACAUCCAGUCCAACAAUGAGCGUACAAACUUGGAGAGAGCGCUUGUUUCAUCAUGUUCAGGCUUCAUCAUCAUCAUCAUCAUCAGCACCCACAGGAGAAGGAAACGACGGAGCGCUCAGACCCCUGACUUCAAAAGCAUCUGUUCCCAUAACUCCUGCUCUCAGUUUGUCUUCCUAAUAGGUUUAAUGGAUGGGAAAAGACCUGUAGAGCUAUUUUGUACUUUUUAUGAGGGCGCACACCACUUUACAUAUUCACCCGGAUGCCCUUCGCUUUUCAUAGGAAAUUAACACGCAUCAGGAAACAUCUCAGGGCUGGAGCCACUGUGAGCGACUCACUGUCUGUUAUGAUUUCAAACAACUUAAUGAAGUUUUUCACGCAUUCUGAGCCCAUACAAAUGGAACGAGACAGGCAGACGCGGAAUACAGCCUCUAGACCGGGUUGUCUACGUGAGAAGCAUGGCGUGGGUAUCUAAUGUGAAUCCACGCACACCCAAUCCUGAUCAAGACUGAGCCUUACUAACAUUUGACAAGAACCAACACUACCCAGAGGAUAAUCCGCCCUAACCCUUUUCUGAUGCUGUCAUUAAAUACACUCUUAAUUCAUCUUCACCCAGCACACCUGUUACUCGAGCCUGUGGGCUACAACAGGUUAAAAACCAAGGGGAUUAUUACCUGAAGUGAGUCACACAGAAACCGACAGCUAUUUGAAGAAAAGAAAAUAUGAAACAAACUCACCUUACCUGCUGAGAUGAUGUCUCCCUCCUCUGAAGCGCUUCUACAGAAAACGCGUGUGCGCGCUUUCGUCCUGUCUUUAUCAAACGGCGGCGCGCUCACCAGAGUCCACGCCCCUCCUCCUCAGUCAAACUUAUUACAGUUCAGCUGCCACCUCCAUCCUGUUAGAUUAUGAGGCAAUCAAACUCAGUUCUGCGUAACCGCUUACAAAAUUUUCUAGAGAAAAGCAAAGUGCUGAGCAACUGCAAAAUAUACAGAGUUAAGAUCUCACAGUACAAUUAUUUAUAGAGUAGACCUAAAACAGUUUCAUCUAAGACACUGGACAAAGUGAAAUUAGGGGCUUAAAAGGUAAGGGAUAGUUGUUUUAACAAGCAACAUACAUAUUUCAGACUUUAUUAAAUUAAAAUGUUUUAGGGGAAGACUGGGGCUUGUUGUCUCACUUUAGAAGGGGAGAGUGGGGUAAGUUGAGCCACCCCCUGUUGCUUGGAAAUGGUAUGAGAAAUUGAACAUGUGACCAAAUAUUUAAGAGAUGGGCAUCAAUUUAUGGAGUCUGUGAAGGUUAGAAGCACAUGGGUGAAGUGAACAUUUUCUACUCUUGAAAGUGAAUUUAGUCUGUCAUAAGUUUUAUUAAAAUUGUGUUCAGAUCAAAAAAGAUCAUUUAAAAUUUGUUUUCAACAUCAAUUGUGGUAUCUAUGAGUUAUAACAUGAGGUCAAAAACACAGCAAAAAAAGUCCACCAUUUUAGUUUAGAGGACUAAUACGAUCAUAAUAGUAGUUCAGGGGUAAGUUGAGUCACUGGCUCAACUGAGAAAGUAAAGGAGUCUGAUGAGAGGAUCAGAGUCUCAGUUCAGAUUGUUGAAAUGUGUUACUUUUUCUUUUCAAAAAUACAGCUGUGAAUGUUCUGAAUCACUUGAAGACAUUCUCAUGUUAAAGUGACUUUUUACAAAACAGCUUUUUAGCAGUAAUAAAAUAAUAAAAAGAAGUACACAUGAAUGUAAAGAAGUGACUGUUAUUGAGGGAGAGAGAAGGUGAGGGAGGGCUGGGAUGGAGAAUGGAGGGGUUGAAGGGAUACCACUCAUCUAACCCUGCUCCUAUGGUCAACUUACCCCAUACACGGGGUAAGUUGACCAUAGGAGACCACUUUUUUUGGCAUGCUAUAUUACCAAGACAGUUAUGUUUACACUCAUUCUGUUGGUUUGCAGGGGUGAAAUAUAUGCAGAUAAACUAGUUAGAGACAAAACUAUGAUUGCCUUGAUGUGGUGAUCAAAAAAUAGCUCAUCUUACCCCACUCUCCCCUACAAUUAUUUUCAGGGUAGGCCUAAAACAGUUUUGUUUAAAACACUGGAAAUUCGGGACCUAAAAGGUUAGAGAUAGUUGUUUUAACAAGCAACAUACAUAUUUAGACUUUAAGAAACUGACCUGUUCUAGGGAAAGACUAGGGCCAGUUGUUUUACUUUUGUACUCACUUGUUCCAAUCAGUACAUUCAGUAGCCUACAUUUUACAAUAGUCAUGCUUUCAGUAGGAAAAAGGCUGUGGUCUUGAGUUUAAGGGGUAGCUCUUUCAUUCUUGUAGCUUAAGCAACCAACCUAUGAGAAUUAGCCUCGAUUCUUUCAUUAAUCAAACAGGGCCCCUAGGUUUCAAAAUGUGAAACUAUUUAUCUUGUGCACUUAGGGACAAGAAAUCUUGUGUGACUAUUUUUAGCCAAAAUUCAGUGCACACAACAUGAUUUUAUUGUUGAAAUAGUUAUCUCAGCCUUACAAGAUAAUGACUUGAUCCUGAAAGAUGACUGCUUAGUGCUCACAAAAUAACUAUUUCAUGCCAAUAAUAACUUUCUAGUGGAAAAGAAGUUAUUACCUGGCCCAUGAUGAUGUUUUUUUCCCAUUAGAUUACUGCACAGGAUUACUGUGUUCCUCUAUCAGUUGAAAAAGCUCAGCUUCAGUUCCUCAUGCAGUGACACAUGGUGUUUUACAAUGCCCCAGAGCUUUAAAUUAACAAAGACACAUGACUAUGCUUUUGAAUUAGAGAUGGGAUUUAUGGCUCUUUUGAGGGAGCUUGAUCUUGAGGAGCUGUUCCUUUGAAAAAGCCGUUCAAAAGAAUGGCUCGUUGUUAUAUUUAUUUUAUUUUUAGAAGUCAACCAGGGGUAUACAACCCACCAAUAUAUACACUAAUAAUGAAAAUUAUUCUGAAAUAUUGGUAAUAAUUUCAUUUAGCUUGUGUUUUCAUUGUGAGUAUUCCAUAAGGUGGUUCCAUAUCCCAUGCUUUGACAGUGAGAUCACUAUUUUGAAUUUUUCUGCGCAGGCUACAGAUUAAUGAUUAAAAUUAAGACAUGAUAAAAAUGUGAUUGCUAAAUUGUACUACCCUACCUGCAUGGUGUAUAUGUCACGUAACACACGAUGGCAGUGUGGGAAAUUUGCAUAUGAAAAUGGCUCACAAACGAACGGCUCGCCACUGUGAACUGGUUCUCGUCGUUCACACUUAAAAGAGCUGUUUAAACGACUGACUCGUUCACAAAUGUCACGUCUCUAUUUUGAAUAACCACAAUGUGAAAUAAAAACACUCAAAUGAAAAGCCAGUACCCUGCAAAAUUUUGCCUUAGAGUGUGGAAAAAAAUGUUUUCCUCAUAGUAUAAUUUGAGCUUUGAUGUUGAACUAUCGUAGAAAGAUGAUAUGAAAACAUCUACAAAGCAAGCAUCCCCAGACUUGGAGAAGGCAUAUCAGAGCAUGGAAUCUGAGUUCAAAGCCAGUGCAUGAGCUUUCCAUUACAGCAAACAAAUAAAUGCUUUCCUUGCAGUAAACUUGAGUGGUGCUUUUUAAUUACCAUUAUCAGUAGUUGUAAACACCAACAGGAAGGAGGAGACCGGAGUUCUGACUAAAAAGUGUUUUGAGAUCUUGGUGGUACAUUGUGUGGCAGGCCAUGCCAGCUGUGUGAAGCCAGGUCUCCAUAAUUAUUAUCACCCAACAGUCCUGGGCAGGGCUGUUGGCAGCAAUGAGUAAUCCCAGAUCGUCCAUUUUGUAAAUUUAGCACUUGAGAGGAAUAUACUCUGGAGUGGUGGUUUGAGUUUUCUCAGCCUGGUUAGUAGGCCCACUUGGCAGCCUCACUUCUACUUCCUCUCUCCACUAUGAGCCAAAACCAAUCCGUGGAGAUCGCAGGGGUGUGGUCUUGCUGUGUCCCCCCUUUAGGAUGUUGUAAGUUCAAUUAGAAUUACGUUGUAAUUUCCUCACUGGCUUGUAAACCAAAGUUAAUUAACCCCUGCUGACUGUACACAUACUGUGCUGAAAAAAUCUCAGCAAACAUGGUCACACAAAUGAUAACUCUCACAAGGAAAGCCUCAAACUGAUGAAAGCCAAGAGCCAUUGCACUUGCAUAUACAUAUAGAGGGUAGAGAGAGGUAAGAGGGGGCGUGCAAUAAAGCUGUUUUCAUUUAAGUAGCCUACCAUAAAUCAUGUUAUCUGACCGUUAGCAAUAGUCAGUCUAAAAGUUCAUGGUUUUAUUGCUUUUUGGGGUCAUAAUAAGGCAUUUAUGGUAGUUUCAAUAACUUUUAUAACUACAUAAAAAGCUUUUGGAUGAGCUUUAAAAAUAACAUCGUCAUGGAUUAAUUUUUCAAGUCAGUCGAGUAGUCCGUAGGAGGCCAGGAACCUUUCUCACACCAGGGGAAUAGUUUGAAAGACGGACUGUUGCCACGGAAACCACCGGCUUGAGAAAGGAACCAGCCAAGUUAUCUUUAUUUUGUGAAGUCUAACUACCAGCUAACCGUAUAAACUCUCUCAUUUUUCUCUGUUGUCACAUGUUUUGUUUUAUUUGAACUCUAAAGGAUGUAGACCACCGAGCCCACGGUACAAACGGUGCCCACUGAGUGCGACAACAGCCGUUUCCUCGAUCAUGGUGGGUAAAACGGACUUCUACUGUAGAUAAUGUUUCUACCGUGCAGGUGUUUUUAACAGCUUCAAUUAGAAAACUAUGGACUCUAAUGCAUGUUUUGAUUGUUUACUGGUCACAGACUUUAUCCUGCCAUUCCACAUACAGUUAAAACUUCAUUUAGAGUAAUAUAUUGGACCGUAUUUAUCACACACCUGUAAUAAACCAUGCUGUAGUUGUGUUUGUUUGUUUUUUAAGGGUUUGUUAUACUCGUUUUGGGUUUUAUAUUGUCCUGAUAUCCAUACAGAAGCUGUAUCCGAUUCACAGUUAAAAAAAAAAAAAUCUUGAUCUUAAGCGAGUGAAUUUCAGCUACUGUCUCUUUAAGGACCUCAUUGAACCCUCCUCCACUGUUGCCAUACCACUUUGUCGUGUUUAUGUAUCUUAAAUGACAUUUCUAAACAUGGGCCUCAAAUCUGACCUCUAAAGUUUGGAAAGGACCUUAAAAAAAUCCCCAGCAGCAAAACACAGAGUAGGAUGUUUCUGUUUGGUCAGUUUUAUGUUUAUUAUAGUCUUUUAAACUCAUUGGCUGAUAAGAGACGCUGUGAUUUGAGUCCCUCUGGUAUCAUUUGCAGGAAAAAAUAAGAACAGAGCAGCCUGCAGUAACAUCACACUUUUCCCACAUCUAGCACUGACUUCCAAAACUUGAAAGUCAUAUUUGAUUUAAAGUAGUAAAAUAUAUUCUGAAAUUCUCAUCCUGGGGACCCAGUGGUUAAAUCCCACACCUGGUGUGCAGAAGCCACAACUUGCAGCAACAUGCUUACUCUUUAUCUGACACCUAUCUGUUUGCAGAUGCAGUUUUUUGCUCCAAGAAAUGUGUGACCAGCUGCUGGUCUCUUAAGUAGAUCACAUAUGGAGUCUUCACUCCUGAUUUUGAGUCAGUUUUAUAAUCUGUUACAAACUCCUCACAGGAGCUUUAGUUAUCCUGUUUUGCUGAGGCUGUUUGCCUCAUUGUUCACUUGAUUUUAAAACUAUUCAAAACUUGACCUGCUGGUUUGAAUUUAUCUGGAACUGAGAGGAAAAAGUCAAACUUUCAUUUUUAGUUGCAAGUAUAUUUAAAAUGUUCAGUAUAUCUUAUAGGUAAGUUUAAAAGGCACAGAAAUGUCCAUAAAAUGAGAAUAUGUUAGGACAUGUAGCUGUCAGAUUCUAGAUUGACUGAUUUCCUAGCUCACCCCUCCUGUUGUGAAAUGAUGAUUGCCCUCAAGGACAAGAGGCUCUUAUGAUGCAUAAUUUGUCAAGCUUUAAUCAUCAAAAAUGUCUAUCAUCAGUAAUUCUUUACACAAACAUUGUGUUAACUUUGUUAACUCACCAAUAAGUUUAAGGCUGUUAUCAAAUAGGGGUCACACCCACAAGUGACACAGAAAAGUUGAGAAAUGACCGAGCAGGAAACCAGUUUGUUUACUUUGGCUGAUGUGCAUCAGUAGAAGUAUGACAUGCUCAGAUGCCAACAGUUUUAUCUGUAAUUAAAAGUCAGAUGUAAUAAAAGUCCUUCACAGAGGGACUGUCAUUUAAACAGAAGAAGAAGGAUUUUUCAAACUUAACUUUCAUCCUGACAUUUCCCUUCUACUCUGACCAUUCUGACAGUUUUCACCAAAGGAAUAAAUAAAUAAAUAAAAACACUUUUAUUUUGUGCCUGUCACUUUUACUGACAGUUGAGCUUUAAUUUAGUCAUCUCUCAGGUUAUUUUUGGGGCAUUUUCCUUUAUCUGACACAACAUUUCAAGAGAGACAGAAUGUUUGAGAGCGGUGGAUGAGACUGCUGUGAUCAGUGCAGCCUCUGUCAAUUCUACCACCUGAGCUAAAUCAGCACCUCCUAAUAUUUUGACUACCCUGACUUUCUCUAAAUAAACCCUACUCUCAAAUUUUAUAUUUCAUCUUCAAUUAGAUCAUUCGCACAAUAAGGAGGAUAACACAUUUUUUGGAUUCCAUGGUCUCUUUUAUGUGUAGUAAAGAAAAAGUGCAAUUACUGCUAAAAGAAAGAAGCUAACUAUCACCAAGAAUCCUAUGUUAACCACCCGUAUCAUGGCUCACAGGUGUAUCUCAGCCCCGCCAUGGAGUCACAUGCACACAGUGAUUUGGGAGACCUGGAAGCCCAGCUAGCCAGUAAAGAAAAGGAGUGGAAGGAGCUCCAGGCUGCCAGAGUUCAUCAGCUGGAGAGUGCCCUGAGAAAGGCCCAGGAGGAGUGUUCCUCACUCAGGUAUGUCUGCCACCUCAUAUCAAAAUAACAGGAAGUCUGAACCUUCACUUUAUACACUAGCUUUUAGCCAAAAAUACUGCCAGCAACUGAGCCACAGUCAAUGUUAGUGUUUUUACUUACAAGGAAAUUCUUUUAGUGGUAUUAUCAGCUGUUAAAACAACAUUUAGGACUGAUUAAAAAAUGUUCAUAGCUGUUUUUAAGAGCAGAAGGCAGCACUUCAGUUUCUGAAAAUCCAAACAGUAUUAGAAUUAUGCUCAUGCAUAACAGAAAGAGGCAGAAAAUGUAACUUUUUAAACAAAUGCCUGGCAUUUCAGUGUUGUAAUUUUAACAAUCAUGAUGACUGCUACAAGUAAAUGAUAAGUCGUUUUUAUUCAUUGUGCACUUUGUCAUAAUCAGCUUCUCAAAGAGUUUCAUUCAUGUAACAUAUGAGGAAAUUUGAUUAGGUCAAAAAGGAGGAUUCAGUUCAAACUUGGCAAAAAGUAAGAAGUGAAACACAUUUAUAGAAAUGAAUAAAUGAAAGGAAGUUAAAACCUAAAAACAGGGAUUAAAGACAUCAGUAGUUAACUAUCAGAUGCCUUUUAUGACAAAUAAUCAAGUUAAAACCAGUUUGCUGCAAUAAAAACGGAUUUGACUGUGUCAGGGAAUUUUUUUCCCCCAUUUCUCUGUGAAAAAGUUGAGGAGUGAGUGUUCAGGAAGUCAUAAAGACUACUUUCUGGCAUGUCACCAGAUGAACAUUUGAACUCUGUGUUGCCGAGUUUAGCCAAGUUACCAGAAAACACGUUCCUGAACAGUCAGUAAUGGAAUCUUUCCCCGCAUAAAGCUUUGGUUUAUUUGCACAAAUUUUGUAAUGUGUGUCAGAGAUAUCUCCCUCAGUAUAGUACAAUAACGGAGUGUGGAUUUCCAGGAGAAAGCCAGGCAUUGUAAUUGGAAAGACAUAUUAAAAAUGCAUGCUGUGGAAAUAUUGACAUGUCACUUUUCAAUGCCUUGAGCAACACCUUCAUUGUACUGCAGCAGAGGCAAAAAUCUUCCUGUCUGAGCAGAGCAAACAGAAAUAUCUGGCAACAAUGAUAACCCACUGUUAUUGGUGUUUGCUUACUUUCUUUAAGCUUGUUGUCCUUGUUUAAGUAAUAUAUGUCUACCUGAACAGCUCAACCUCAUGCAAUAAGGUUUUAGUAAUCCUACAAGUCCAAUUGGUAUAUUUACUUUUCAGAAAAGCAUGAAAAUUGGACACCUUGUGCAGGGUACUCCUUUAUUUUUUUGUGUGUUACUGUGUUAUGCUACACUUGAUGGAGAGACAGGGGCAAACCAGCAUCUCCCGUGAGAUGUAAUUUUUGUCUGUUGAGUCUAGUGGCUUUUAAGAAAGGGAUACUAUGACUGUCACUGGUUUUAAAAAGUAAAUAAAUAAAUAAGAUAUUUCCCUUAAAAGAAGUCUUCCUCUGUGAAAAUCCCUGCUGUCAUACCAUAAAACACAAAUAAAAAAAAUACCCAUAUCUAAAUGAUCCAGAUGACAUAUGUUUUGGAAAUGAACUUGUCUCUCAAUAAGAAUCAAUCAAGGAUCUCGAGUCAAUCAGUUGUCUUUGUAUUUUUAUUGCAUAUCAUGUGGUUUUGUUAUACGAUGACAAAAUCAUGUCACAUAAGUAGGGAUGGGCGAUAAAUUAUCGUUCACGAUAUAUCGUCAGAAAAACCCUCCAUGAUAAAUAUUGAUAAUACAUAUAUCAAACAUGGCCGAAGGUGAUGAAGAAGACGUUUCUGAACAGCUUGUUACUGAACGAGGCUCCACAUGAGGGAUUUCCUUCAAGAUUGGGGCUUAGAUGAGUGCAACCAGGUAUACCUGACAUUGGAAAGUGGAUCUACUGCUGUUCACUCUGUGCAAUAAGAGUUUUCAAUAAAUGUUGAAAAUUUUUUCACAUUCGAGACUUGUUUGAUGUCACUAGUUUUCUGCAUAACCCACCACUCAAACUUGUGGUUAAGUAUCUUAUUUGACUACUCCAACUGGUGCUCCCAAGACAAAAUAAGUCAAAAAUUGGAAUUAAAAUGUUUUUAUCAUGACUUUUAUCAUUAUCGCCAGAAUGGCAAAUCUUAUCAUGAUCAUUUUUUUUAGCCCAUAUCGCCUAUCCCUACAAAUAAGUCACCAUAUGACAUGCCAUGACAUGUUGUGAUGACAGAACACAUCACAACAUGACCCAACACUUCAUAUCAUUUGUAUUUCAAGUCUUCAGGUCACAUUUCAUUACGCGUCAUCAUAUUUUUUUCAGGUUGAUUUUAAUUGGGCAUGUUUUGAUGUACCUCAAGAUGCACAUAUUUUGCCGUUUACAACUGAAUUCAACAAAAAUGAACACAAACAUUCAUCAAAAUACAAACAUGGUCGCAGGAUUGAAUCACUCACUCAGAUAUUGUUGCAGCCGUCGAAGUCUAGAGCAGUGUACUGGACUGAUUAUAAAACCUUGUGGACCUAUUAGAGUCUUAGAUACGCAAAAACAGAGACCAGGUGAAGUAAUACUAGAAUUCCUCUUUUUUUACAGUAUGUAUCAUUAUAUUGUAUUUUCAGUUAUAUAUGUGUACAGUAUAGUUACCGCCAGUCUGAAAUUAAGCUGCAGGUCACAUCCUCACCUGCUGCUUCCUGUCUGUUAGUGUCUUUUGUUACACUAACAGGUGAGGUCGGGACACAAUGAGCUGCGGGAGCUUACACGGGAUCACUUCUGGUAUGACAGUGUCCAACAAUGAAUCCACAAACCUGAUCCGUGUGUGUGUCCCUUUAGAAUGGAGAUGAAACAGGAAGUAGUUUUGUCCCAUACUACUUAUUACACACUCAAAUUGAGCUGAUCGUGAAGCAUCUAACACUCAUGUCUAUGUGAAAUAUCUCCCUCUUCAAAAACAGUGAUUGCCUAGUAACAAUUUGUUAUGAUUUUAUUUGUCAGAGAGCGCUAUCAGCAAAUGAAGGAGGAUUUCCAGUUCAACCUGGCACUCCUGGACGAGCGAGACAAAGAGCUGGAGAGGUAUGAUGUCGUGACCUCCAGAGCUCUGGCUGCAGAGGAUAAAAGGUACGAACACUUUGAGAGAAAAUGAUAGGAAAAUGAUCUGUAUAUGUGGCAUUUAGAUUUGACACACCUGAAAGCAGAGACAAUAAAGCAUAAACAGCGUAUGAAGCAUCAGAGGAACAAAAAAAGGACACUUGAGGAGGAUUAGUAACAUAUGACCCCACAGUUAUAUAAAGGCAUAUCCUCCCAAGCUCAGGGUGUAACUGACAGGAGCUCAUUAGUGCAAGAAGGGAUCUUGUCGACACAAUCCUCUCCAGGCUGAAGUCAUUGAAUAUUUUCACUUUUUUUUGUACUGCUCUUCAUAGAGUCUCUCUGUAUCAAGUCACAGCCUGCUGGGUUAAGUGUUCACUGUGAGCUCACAGUGAUUACAAACAGGCCCCAGCUUGCUUUAAACCUACUAGGUAGUAAAAACGUGAUUUUUUUAAUUCAUUUUUUAUUUUUAAUUUAAGCAAAGAAAGACAACAAAAUACAACAGGAAUUGACUUCUACAGACAAAUAUCACAGUUGGGAUGAAAAAUAACACCAAAAGGCUUUUAAGGAGAACCCACCUGACAUUGAAACUGAGGCUUUUGAAAAUUUCUGUUACAAAUAAAAGCAGACCUAGGUGUUUACUAUGCAGAAAAAUACAUAUAUCUGGUGUAAUAGCAGUGAAUCUGGUACCUGCUAAGAUAAGUGGACAUGAAUAUGAAAACACCAGAAUACAAAAGAGACUCUCUGAGGUGUAUUGAUAUCAAGUAUCCCUGCUGUCCUGCAGGAAAUAACUCUGGUACAGUGACUUGAGAAAAUGUAAUAAGUUAUUUUCCAUGCUUAUAAAACACCUAUAUCAGGGUUAUGUAUUUAGUAGUGAGUUAAGUAAAUGUAAAUGGCUUGUAUCUGGAAAAUUUUUGCUUUAUAUUUGUCUUCCUGUUGUCUUUUUCUACUCUUUCAUCUUCUCUCUCCUUCAUCAAUGUCCUCCUCAUCUUCUUCUUCCUCUUGUAACACAUCCCUCCUCUUUACUUUUCUCCUCUUACUUAGGGGAGACCGGGGCUUGUUGUCACACUUUUUACACUCUUGUAUAUUUCUUGCAAUCAGUACAUCAUAUAUAAAUAAAAUGUGUGUCAGAAGAAAGACCAAAGUCUCAGGUAUAUAUUUUGUAUUCAUGUCAUUUUCACAUGUUGUGUCAGUGCAGUUAUAAGCAAUCAAAUAGAGAGUGUAAACAUGUGACAUGUUGCCUCGCCACUGGGUAAGUUGUCUCAAUACAUGGGGUAAGAUGUCACAGUGGAUUUUACAGCUUAUAAAACAAAGACAAAAUUACUGUUGUUCUAAUUUUUUUACAUAAAAGUGAACAUCAAAGUCAGGCACAGAAAAUGUUUAUCAUUGAGCUAGAAAAAGCCAUGAACAAAUGUUAACAUAAAAUAUUAUGCAACAUGCACUGCAGUUUGGAGAGCUGUCUGACUCUGUAUUUUGGCCGGGGUGAAUGUUUUGCAGUACCGAGCCAAGGUAUGGUAGUUGACAUUAGAGUCCUUUGUUGAAAAAUACAUUGAUUUAUUAGCGAGGGUCACCUGUCUGACUGCCCUCCGCAUCACGUCAGGUACUGCACUGCCUUGCUCUGUUUUUCUUUUGUAAUUCCUGACCAUGGUUUUUUGCUUUCUCCUCUCCUUUAAACCACUUUUUUUUCUGUAAAAGUAAAGUUAAAAUUUCAAUGUGACAACUGCUAAUAAGCAGACUCUCAGUGUUAUUUUUGAUCCCUUUUAAGCAUGUGACAACUAACCCCAAAAUGACUGAGACAUGUUGCCCCAAACUACCAUGUUUGCUAAUUUAAGCUCUAUCUUAAAGUUAGUUUAAAACAGAACAAUGACUGAGGUAUGACAGGAUGCCUUAAUGUCACAUCUAACAAGUCCACAUGUUUCACUGCUAAGAUUUUUCUCAUGAAGAAGCUUAUUUUAAAAUAUCUCAAGUUAAUUUUUUUACUUUGGGUUGUGCAAAAUGAUUAAUUGGCACUCAUCUCGACUCACAAUGUGCUUUUUUUUUCUCAGACAGGACAAACUAGUAUUCCACUUUUUAGUUGCGCCCUCUGGUGGCAAAGAUAAUUGCAACGUGACAGCUUACCCGUGACAACAAGCCCCAGUCUCCCCUACUCGUCCUCUGCUAUCUUCUACUUCUUUUUCUCUCCUCUUAGAGGUCUUCCAUGUUUUUCUUUCCCUCCAUAUUUUCCUUUUCUUUACCUCCUUUUUCUUUUCCCCAUGUGAUAAAUUAUGUCAUUGCCGUUGGUUAAUUUCAGAAAGCAGGGUUUCAUUCCCCUUUUCUUUACUGGCUUUACUGACCACAUUGAUUCCUGGUUUUUCAUCUGCCUCAUCAUGAAAUAAAUCACUGUGUUGCCUGUCCAUGUCCAUUGAUACUGACAUACUGCUGUCCUUCUGCAGGCAGGACGAGAUGAGGCAGCUGCGUCUGCAGGUCACCAGGCUGGAGGAGCAAAGAGCCAGAGAGGCUGAGCAGUGGCGGGAGAAGCUCAGUAAAAGUCAGCAGAGUGCUGCUCAGCACAGGCUGCAGCUGGAGGAGCUCAAGCUGUGAGUCACAAGGAAGAGACAGAAUCCCCACCGCAGCUUUGAUUACUGUCUGCACAUUAUAAAUUUAUGAAUGAAAUAACUCACAAACUACGUAAAUGUUUAUAUUGCUCUGCUAAGAACUGGGAGAGGAAAGCAGUGACCCAUGUUGAGCCAAAAAACGUCUUAAAAGUCUGUCUGGCUGUGUGAGAAAUACUCUGCCACACAUGAUGAAAAUCCUACCAAGCCGACAAAACAUAAAAUGAAGAAAAUGUUAACACUAUGAAACUUCAAAGAAUCAGUUAUUUUUUGUACCUUUCAGUUUGAAGCCACAGACUGAAUACAAGACUUGGACACAGCCCAUAGGUUUCAAGUGAAGUUUCUACUGCUUGUAAUGUUGUAUUGCACCAAAGGCCUCUAAAGUGAGCCUACUUCUCCCUUGACGUUGGAGAUGAUAUUUAUGGGCAUGGUUAAAUUAGUGUAGAAUCACUUAGAAGUCAAAAUCAUUUUUGUUCUGUCAACUUCUAUAUCUUCAUGGAAGCAGGUCCACCAUUAUGCACCACAAUGUUUAUACAGAAGCACAGAUCUAACAAAACAAAAAAUGCUAUACCAACUUUUGUAGUAAGUGAUUGGCCACCCAGAAUGCACCAGUUACAAAGCAGAAAAAAUGUGUAAAAAAAAAAAAAGUGUUUUGGUAACACAUUACUUGACACCUAUCUCUAUAUCACAUUAUAAAUAUUUGUAUAAUGUAUUAUAACCGCGUUAUAGCACUGUAUAACUAUAGUUAUAAACACUCAUAAAUGAUCAUUAUAUCAUUACAUAUAAAUUAUCAUUAUCAUGACUUACAAGGUCAGGUAUGUGUUAUGCUUAUUGUUAUAAAGCCUCAUGAUAAUUAAUGAGUGUUUAUAAUGAUAGUUUUACAAGUUUAUAAGCAAAUUAUAACACAUCAUAAAUAUAUCUAUGAUGCGUUAUCCAUGUGGCAUUGUCAGUGAGUUGUUAACAGUUAUAACACUGUGUUUAUUACUAUAGUUAUACAGUGCUAUAAUGUGAUUAUAAUGCAUUAUACAUACAUUUAUAAUGUGUUAUAGAGCUAGGCGUCAAAUUAAGUGUUACCAGUGUUUUUUUUUUUGUGUUGUUGUAUUGAUAGAAUUUAUUUGUUGAUGGUAAAGACUCCAUCAGCUGACAGAGCUCCACCUUAAGUUUGGCUGACAUUUUGACAGACUGAUCUCUUAUUCCUGAGCAUAACCUGCUGCAGAGCAGAUUAGGUGUUCAGCAUAAGUUGCCAUGACAAUGUACCCAGUCAUAAAGUGAAUUACUUUUUCCUUUUAGUUUUAUGUGCAACAGUCUUUGUGGUGUAUUUGAGGUUUUCAUCUCAUGUCAACAGCAGUUCACUGGUGUAAAGAAACCACAUAACAUUUUCAACACUCCACCCUCUUCUCAGGAAGUAACAUUUCUGUUUUUAAGGUUCUGUGUCUGUGGCUUUGACACUGUGUCCAUUGAGAAAACUUGAGUUCAUCAUUCACCCCACGGCAUCGCAAUGAUUUUAUAAAUCCAUUACAAGACAGAGCAGUGCUACUUUCUUGUCGAAUCAAUCUUAAUGUUCUUUCACUUUCCCCCCAUGUGUGCUUGUAUGUUGGUAGCUCCAUGGCUGGUGAAGUUCAGAGGCAAACAGAAGAGUGUGAGAGGAUGAAACUGGAUAUGCAGAGCAGGAUAUGUGAGGUGGAGGCAGAGCUGACUCUACAGAGACAGGUGAGCACACAACCUCGCAACCACACACACUUGUAUCCCUCACAGGGUCUCUGUGUUGAUAUCUAAUGUUUACUGUGUUGAAUAAACUAUUAUCGUCUCCACUCGCUCCCCCUAGAAUAAAAUGAUAUAUGGGUAUGACUCAGUAUUAAACACACUGUGCUGGUGAUAGACGGAAAAAGCCGUGGCACAAUGGAGCUCAACACAGUUACGCACACUCCUUCUUGUGUUGCAACCCCCCAUAUUUGGAUGUGUACGUGAGGGCCGUCCAGUCUGCAGGACUGAAAUAACUGAAAGGGCAGCAAGACAUUCAGACCUUUAGGAUGAACCCAAACAAAAGACCCCUCAAAACGGACUCUGACUGGUGUGUUUACUUAAUGGCUGGCUCUGCCAUCAUGUAUCCACUUGUAGAGAUUUAUCAAUCAACAUGGGUGAUAAAACAAUAUAGAUACAUUUUCUGAGUAGUGGUGAAACUCUACCUUUUUCACAUGGGAUGUCCACUGGAGUGACUCCGCAGAAUCACAAAGCUCCUUUAUAAAAAAGGCAAACUCUAUGACUAUUUACCAAACAGUGACGGUGUUAGCCAGCUUCUGCUUUGCUGUUUAAAAAAAAAGGAGUUUGGGUGAAUUAACUACCUGAUGAUACAAUUUCAGAAUUUCUCAUAGCAUCACGCCUUGAUAUCUGUACAUUUGGGUAUAAACAGGUAUUGAUAUACCUGUGACUAUGGUUAUAUCAGUUGAUAAUAUCCUCUAGGUGCCGCAUUAGACCAGCUGUGUUUUGGCAAAGCAUUCAUGAUAUCUUAAAUGAAUUGACCUCAGUGUCUACAUCAUCAGCACAACCACAUUGUCAGACCUCUUGUAUUUUAAUUUUUCUGAUGUCAAACUAUGACACUAUGAACGACAUGCUAGUUUGGCCCAGCAGUGAUAGCCUGAGCCACACAUAUAGAGGUCACAGUCCUCGUCCCUGAGGUUGCUGAAUUAACUCCAGGCUUCAGCUCUUGGCUGCAUGUCUUCCUCACCCUUUAACCCUGUCGUUUCCUGUUUUUCCUCAGCUGUCUAAUUGAUGCAAAAAAUUCCCCUCAAAAAACACCAGGGAAAAGCUAUGUAAAUGUUUAAUCUCCAGUCAUUUGAGUUUCAUUUGGCCUCAUGUUUUCACCUAAUCAUGCAAUUCUGAGAAGAUUCUUGCAUUCACCAAAAUUUGUCUCAUCUGGGAUUUGUUUCUAGCUAAGAAAACAAAUCUAACAACACUCAAAACACUCUUCUGCACAUUUGAGUGCUGAUAUGUCUGAUAGGUAAUUUCUCCCUCAGAUUUGAGCUCAGACUUUCAGUUUCACUUGAUUUAGUUCUUUCCUGUUUACACCAGAGAGUCUGACAUGAUAGAUUAAUUCAAAUAUUUAUUUUUAUAUUUAUAUCAUAAAAAAUAACCUUUUUCUUCUUUUGGAUUCUUUUUUGAAAUUUAAGUAAGUUAAAAAGUACUGAUAAAUAAAACAGAGCAAUAUAGAAAAUGACAGUUAGCCAAAUCCAGAAGUUAUGGCACAGUACAACACGAUACUUAGUGACCCACUGCAUACAAUACGAUACGAUGCGAUACAAUAUGAUACGAUAUGAUACAGUUCAAUACGAUACAAUACGAUUACGAUAGUCAGACAUGAUACAUACAGUACGAUACGAUACAAUACGAUACAAUACAUUCAAUACAAUUCAAUACAAUUCAGUAUAAUUCAAUACAAUUCAAUACGAUAUGAUACAUACAAUACGAUUCAAUACGAUACAAUGCAAUACAAUUCAAUAGGAUACAAUACAAUAUGAGAUGAUACUAAAAAACCUACCGCAAAUGAUAUGAUAUGGUACAUCAGGAUAUAAUAGCAUAUGCAUAUAAUACAAUUCUAUACUUAUUGAAAGAUUGUUUUACUCUACAGAAAAUCUGUCUUGGACUCAAAUGCUGCACAUCCAUAAGUGCAUCUGCAAAAGUACUGAAAAAUGCAACAAAACAGCAUUUAAAAGAACAUUAAACUCAACUAAAACAGAGAAAGAAAUGAUGAGGAAGCCACAAACGUCACAUAUUACACAGAAUCUAUGUUGCACAAGGAUGAAUAAACAGAAUGAAUAAAAGAUUACAGAUAAAAAAUUAUAACAUCAUGGCACUAUUGCACAAGCCACACAUUGGCACCAACAUUAUUUUAAAGUUUUAAUCCAGAUGGACACAGAGGAGAUUUUAAAGUGGUUCAGUUUACACCGGGGGACUCAGUAUUGUCUGCCAGGAGGUAAGAGCUCAUACUCAGAGAGGAGGAUGUGCAGCGAGUCAGACAGCACUCUCUGUGCUUGCCUAAGAAUAGACUGCUCAUAUAUUGACUUGAGGGAGAGGUUUUCUGUCCUACCAGUGACCUUCACGGCAGUCUCUGGACUAAACGGCAUCACACCACUGAAAGCCUGUAGUCGUCCGUGCUGUUCUGGACCUUUUUAGCCAAAACUACUUGAUAACAAAAGGAUUACCAGUAACCUGGGCAGCUUCCUGAUCAGGAGAUGAGGCUGCAACUUUAAAAGCAAGUCUGACACCAGUGAGCAACAGGUGUACAUACAUCUUUGGGUCAAAAAUGGAAGCUUUAAUAAUGCCUAUGUUUGAUAUUGUUAAAAUUGUAUACACAGCUUAUCACGCUUCUUUCUCCAUCAGGAGUUGACUACAUCUUUUGACAAUGAGCUCAAACAACGGGAACACCAAUUCAACAUGAGAAUGGAUGAGAUGCGCGCUGUUGUGCUGUCUCAUGAUCUCAAGGUGAGGAAAGGAGAAGGGCAGUGUUGACUCUAAUGCUUAAGACAUUCCAGAUUUCCAAAAUGAAAGUAGAUUAUGACAACUUUCAUCAUCCUUUGUGUAUUUGUGUGUCUGUGUUCAGGUGAAUUCGCUGACUAAAGAGGUUGAGGUUCACAGCCAGGCUCAUCUGCAGGCUGCAGAAGCUCUGAAAGCAUCUCAGGAGUUUUGUCAGCAGAUUCAAUCUCAGCUGCUGCACAAGGAGCAGGAGAUGAGAGACCGAAGCUCUGUCAAAGACCACAGGUGUUCUGCUGGAUUACUGUGCACUGCAUGUGUGUAUAUGUGUGUGUGUCUUUUGUGUGUUUUUACAUGCGUAUUUUCUUUCUCAGGAUAAAGGAGCUUGAAGAGGAGCUGAAAUUGAUGGAGACUAGAUUGAAGAAGGAGGAGAAUGACCACAUGAAGAUGUAAGGCAGUAGCAACACACACCCUCAGUCUGUCUCUGGUGUAGACAGAUCUUUUAAGAAUACUCUAUGAUGUUUCCUUGGUUAUCUUUCAUUUAGGUACUUGUUGAUGGAAAUGUACUUGGCUUCAUGACUAAAGACUGCAGUAGGGCUGUAAUCAACCAAAGAAAUUCUUGGUCGACUAAAACCUUGAAAUUUUUCGACCAAAAAUCGACUAAUAGGGGUGGGGGGUGAGAUUUUCUGAUUCUGACGGCAACCCCUCCUCCAGCGGGGGACGACGCGGCACAAUUAAAGUUAAAACACUCAAGAUAAAGAUAAAUAUUCAGCAAACCACCAGACAUUGUGAUCACUCUUCAAUCUUCCUGUCUCCAGCUGAUCUUCAGUGGGUUGGGCAAAUCCAAAAGGGUGAAAACAAGGGGGGUGUUCUGAGACAUGCUGUUACCUGUGAAACAGGGGUGCUAUAAAAAAACACCCCGAUUGGCAUUUGGUACGUUCCUCCUGAUGAAAUUAACCACUGAUUGUAAAUUGGCACCGGUGGCACAGUGGUGUAGUGGUUAGCACUGUCAUCUCACAGCAAGAAAGUCCUGGGUUGGAAUCCGGGUCAGGGCGUUUCUGUGUGGAGUUUGCAUGUUCUCCCAGUGUCUGCGUGGGUUUACUCUGGUUACUCCGGUUUCCUCUCACAUCCCAAAACAUGCCAAAGUGGGGUUAGGUUAGUUGGCCACUGUCAAACCACCUAUAGGUGUGAAUGUGAUGUGUGCAUGGAUGGGUUUUCGUAUCCAUAUGUCAGCCCUGCGAUGAACUGGCGACUUGUCCAGGGUGUCCCUUGCCCCCGGCGACCCCCAACCCCCAACAGGAAUAAGCAGUAGAAAAUGGAUGGAUGGAUGGAUAUAAACUGACAUGGAAAAAAGUCGACUCAGCUUGUAUCGACCAGUUGACUAGGACUUUACAGCCCUAGACUGCAGGUUCUUGGCUUUCAUAGUGGAAAAAGUUUUUAAAGUCUUUGAUUCAAAUCUUAAAAUUUAAAGUCAUAAAAUUUCCACACGUGUCCAAUUAGCAUUCUGUGAUUUCUUAUUAUUAUUUUAUGUGGAUUUGACUGUUUGUGGAACAAUAUGGCAUUAGGGCAGUUUAUCAAGAAAGAUUCCCAAACCACAUACAGAAACCAUGAACAAAAGCAAAAUGGAGAAACAAAAGUUCAAGGAAAUUUACUCUAAGGUGUAAAUACAAGAGCAUGGUUUGCAGCAGUAAAAGCCUGCUAUGAAGUGGCCUGCAAAGUAUGCAAAGGGAGCUUUCAUAGUUAGGCUGUAAAGUUACAAAUGCCACACCUGUUUAGGAUUAGAACUUGGAUGUCUGCCUCGGUGACUGUAACCUCUGUGCAUGAGGCACCUAAUUUAACCGGUGCUCUCUGACUUCCAACUGUAUGGCUGUUUCGGCGAAGGUAUGAGGAUGUGAUCCAGGCCCUGAAAGAUGGUGAAGCCCAGCUGGUGGCACAACGUCAGGCCCACACAGAGCAGCUGCAGAAGACUGAGAAACACAUCAUCAAACUACAAGAGGAUAUGGAGGGUCAGGCAUCGCAGGCACGCCAAGUCCAGAGAGACCAGCAGGAGACCAUUGAGCUGAAAAACCAGAUGAUCCACAGGUGAGACAGAUGAGUGUGAAGUCUUCGGCUUUAGUGUAUUCAUGUUUUUGUGUACAGUGUGAACUAUAUUUAGCUGCUCAUUCAGUACCUGCUGACACCUGCAGCUGUGAAGUGUGACGUAUUUUUUCCUAGACAUCACACAGAGGUGGAACGACUCCGGACCUCCUGGGACGAGUAUGCUGCUCAAGUCUCGAGUGAGAUGGUCGUCAAAGACACUGAGAUAUUCGCUCUGAAGGAGAGAGAAACCAAACUGAGGACGGAGCUGGAGAGGAGCAGGGAAGAGAUGGAGGGGUGAGGACAAAAAGCAGGAAAAUAAGGGUGAAAAGGGAGGAAUAGAAAAGAGAAAAGAAAGAGCUAGAGAGGAAGAGACAGAUCAAAACUUAGGAUAUACUUUUACCCAAAUUGUUGUCUGUUAUCACCCUGAUGCUUUUUCAACAUCUGGAUCAGGUCUUUCAAUUACAGAUCAAAGUUUUAGCAUCAUCCCAAAUUCAAGAGGGUUUUUUUCCUUGAAAAAAUGUCUGAAAAAGUGGGAUAAACUUAUGUAACAUCAUCUUAUACAGUAUAUUAUUGACAGUUUCAGUUUACAAUAUCAGCUCUGAGGGUUGAAUAGUACAAUGUUGCAAUUUACUGUAAAAUCCACUCAGAAGUGAGACCGGCAAGGGAAAAAGUUAGUGUUUCUGCAACAUCAGAGUGUCAGUAGAUUCUUGAAAGAUGUUAGUAUUUUAUUUUAUUAAACAUUUCAUUUUUCAUUUAAAAGAUGUAAAAAAAAAUGUCUGCUUACUUAGUUUUGUUUGUGCGGCAGUUUUUUUUAUUGUUUUCAAUUAAAAGAAAAGAAAAAAAACAACCUAAGUCCUCAAGAAGUAUCUUUCAUAUAUUUCAUCCACCCCCCAAAAAAAGAUCUCAAAGGGGGUCUUAUAUGAUCAGGGUUGUCCUUAAUUGGGAUCAAUAUGAUAACCAAGAGGAAGAGGGAUAGAAAAAUAAGUUUCGUCCCUUUAGAGUAAUCGUUUAUGAAUUAGGAUUACGCAGUUAGAGGCAAAGUCUUUGUGAGUUUUUGUCCAUUGUUUUUAGCUUUAAUUCUGUCUUGUACCCUUGUGUCAGGUACAAGCAGCAGCUGAGUGCUGGUCUAAAGAGGGAGCAGGCGUUGGAGCAGAAGAGAGUCCAGUCGGAGCUGAACUGGCAGAGACGCUGUGAGGAUUUGAAGGCCGAACUCUACCUCGCAAACGAGCAACUGAUACAAGAUCUGACCCGGGCGAGAGACCAGGUCGGCUUUUCACACCCUCUUAGUGUGAAGAACUACUGUGGGUUUUUGAAAUGCAAAUGGUUCCCUCCUGUUUUUUUUUUUUUUUAACACUAUGGAUGUCUUGGAACUGAAAACCAAGGACACAAAGUCCAAGACAGAAAAGAUUGUUUGUCAUACAGAGAAGAUAGAUCAUUUCUUUUUUGUGAAUUAAUCUCCUUUUUUUGUGGUAACAAAAAAUAGAACAAGUGAUGUGUUUGAUAUGCUGCACUCAAGCCCAGGACAAUCAUGUUGAUAAUGAGACUGGCUUGUGCUCAUUUUUGUUUCUGUCAGGUCAAAGCAGAGCUAAUGGAGAAAGAACAGGAGCUGCAGGGCCUGACUGUCUUACUACGUUCCGUUAAAACAGAGAGAGACCAGGCUUUACAGGUGAGAGUACAAACACCUUAGUGAUCCUUAGUGCUUUAGACUCAAUAUACUCAGAGGGCAAUGGUUUUCUUUUAAUGUAGCACAAAGUUUUUAAACAAAUUUGCUCAAUAUUUUCACUCCUGUUCCAUUAGUAAAAAAUAAAAACAGUAAUAAAAACUAGAAAGGACAUUGAAGAAUUGAACAUAGAGCUUGUAGACUUGCUGCUGUGUUGUCCUCUUUGAGUCCAGUCUCCCAUGCAUUUCCCGUGUGCAAACAUCUGGUACUGCAUUAUCUGAUUUUAAAGAGGAAAUAGCCCAUUACAAAAGUAAGACCACUUAGUGCUCCAGCUCAUUGACAUUUAAGCCCAAGAUCAGGUGACCUCAAGUUGCUCAGAGUUUCUGAAAAGGAGUUCUGACUUAAGGGUGCAUGUGUUCCAGACUUCGUAUCAGAUGAGCAUCUCAGAAAGUCUGACUCCUGAGAUCUAAUAGAGCGCACCAUCAGUCGGUCAGUUUAAAAUGCCACAGAAGGACAUGAUGUUCAUGCGUGUCGUGUCCUCUUGAGUGAGUAGUGACUCUUUUUAGUGAGCCAGAUCAUUUGGCUCAGCUCACCAAGAACAGCCGGCUCUUUCGGCUCCCUCACGGCUCCUUAUUUUACCACUUAUACAUUUCCUAAUUCAGCCAAAUUUAGCAUUGUUUGGCUUAUGAUAUGUGCGUAUGUGUAUACAUACCUCUUAGAUAAUUCAAUACAUCCUUUGUACUGAAGUAUUCACAGGUAAAAAUUACAUUUUCUAAUAUCAGUAAAUUGCUGUAGCCAAUUGUUUUCAUUGCAUUUACAGACCCUUGUAAGCCUCUGAAACCACCCAAUGAAUGCACUGACUUGCUUAAAGAACCACUCUGCUACACAAAGCAGACAGAGAUCAAGUCAUUCUGCCUUGUACUUUUUUUUUUCUACGGCCUGUGGGGGGAAAAAAGAGAGAAAAAAAGAAAGAAAAGAAAACGUCUCACAGACAGGAGCCGGCUCCUAUCGUUCACGUUAAAGAGUCGGCUCUUUGAACCAGUUCGUUUGCGAACGACACAUCACUAUGAGCUAGCAGCAAUCACUAAAAGUGUUCUUUGACCUCUGUACAGAGAGGUGAAUUACAAUUAUUGACUGUGAUAUAGAUGUUCACCCUCUGUGCUGUGGAAUAAUGAUGAACAGUGAGGUUUCCUUGUAAAGAGGAACAAAUCCCAGCGUCUUGAAUGCACAGUUUACAUCAAAACUAUUGCCAUGUUAAAGUACGACAGAGUUUUUACAGCCCAUAUGAAAAGACAUUUUCCAAACCCUCAUUUUCAGUGACCGUAAAUUUUGUCAACAUGUGGAGGGGAGGUCAAAGCGCAAAGGAAAUUCUACUCUCUUUACAAACAUGGUUGCGGUCACUCUCCACUAGCACAUAGCCUGUGGCUCUAUGUGAAAGUCACUGCAUGAAAGAGAUUAUAUAUAGUGAGCAGGUGGUUAUGCAAAUCAAAAUCCUGAUGGGGUGAGCAGGGCCCAACCUGAAGCAGGGGGUCUUUUCUCAUCCUGAAGGCUUUUAAUGGGGAUGACAUUGUAAGUAGGUUGUCCCAUAACAAACUCAGAAGAAAAAAUUGGAACCAGCACAGACACGUGGAUAUAACCCUCUUUAGGAACAAUCAGAUUAUAAAGGAAAAUUACAAAUUUGAUGAAUUAAAUAUUUUGCAAUGUUCAGUCGCAACCUUACUUUGUAUCAGAGAAAUGAAACAUCACAAGAAAAUUCCACAAAACAUGAAAGCUGCUUAAUUUGAAGAAAAUGUCCUUAUUACACAUACUUUAUUUAAACAGUUUAAUAAAUGUUGUUAAAAGCAAAUUACAACAAUAUCUUGACAACUACUCAGCAGACAGCCAUGAAAUUACUUAUGUGUGUCCUGUGCAUCCCAAAGAGCAAGUUGGUCAUAGUUUUGGUGACAUUCAUAUUUGUGAGGCUUACAGUUCCACAUGAAUAGUAGAGGUAUCAAAUUCAAUCUGGCUGUUUGCCACAGGCUGAACAGAGGACAGACCUUUUCCAUUUUUAACACUUAUUGACCUUUUCCUCUUUCUCUGUCUAUAUGCCAACAGGUCACUUCUGUAGUUACAUGUUACAUGAGACACAUUAGACACAAUACAGCUGCUGUUUGUCCUCACCUUCCAACUUCUUCACAUCCCUCUGCUCUGUAUAUUUACCUAUCAUGAUAUUUAAACUCUCUGCUGCAGUGUCUUCCCUCUGGAACAAAUCCAGCUGUACUCCAGAACCUCAGUAGUAAGGAGAACAUGUAAAAUUAAAAUAUAAUAUAUUUAAAUGCUCUUUCUCGACCAAAAGAUGUGGAUUCAUUCAAGUAGAGAGAUUUUAAUGUAAAAGCAAAACUUAUACAUUACAUGUUAAUACCUCUUUACAUCACAUGGGCUUGCUAAAUAUGCAGUGUCCCUGAAUUCUUUGUAGAGUGCAUUUAGUGCCCUAUUUUUGGCCUUUGACCUUUUCCUCAAGCACCCUUAGAGGUAUGAUGGCCUUUCAGUCCAGCACACUGUCCUCCAAACAUACCACACUCUCUCAUGACGCAUGUGAAGGACGUUUGGCAACAAGUGCAAAUACCUGUAAAAAUGUCAAAACAAUUAGUGUGCCAUGUUUCAACUGCAGUCGUUAGACAGUUCAUAUGAAAACAGCAUUUUCUGUUAGUAGCCAGCAGGGGAUGACUCCAAUAUUUGUGAGACAAAGAGCAGGUUAGGCGGCAGGCAUGACUCCUUUGUGUCAAACAAGGGGUAAUUUAUGUGAUCUGAUAAUGUUUUUUUCUGCUUCUUUGGUUGAAUUUUUGUCGUCCUGUUUGAGAAAUAGAAUCUUUUUUAUGGAAUGUGUUAGUCUGUUGCUAAAGUUACAAUUACAAUGUAUUGCAAUAAUCUUGAAUAAUUAGAGUUUCCCAUUAAUAUAGUGAUAGUAAAUCACUUCACAAAUGACAGAUCACCUCUCCACCUCGGGCCAGUUGUGUAACUCAAGGUGGCGAAAUCCACACAUGCAAACUUGAGGUGUCAAGUUGGUAACAACCAUAGACCGUAUAUAGAAUGGAUGCCAGUUGCCUUCUCGCUGGGUAAUGCCACCGCGAGAACAGCACCCUCUGGUGACAGGCUACAGUAUAGGUCAUAAAUCCCGCCUCCUCCAGCAAUCCCUAUGGAGCUGUGGACAAACUUUAGAAUUAAUUAACCAGAAUACAAAUUUUUCUCCCCCCAGGUUAUGAUGUUGACAUGUAGUUACUGUAUGACUGGUUUGUAAUCAAGUCCUCUUGUUUCUGUACAGCUCAAUUUUUUUAAGUUAUUCGGGGGUUCAUGUUUUCUAUGAUUGACACCUGAUACAGCCUAUGGGAGUACAAAGAUUGCGUAGCUCACCCGGGGGAUACGCUGUUUGAGCCGAGUGUCAUUGCAGUGACUCUCUGCGACUCUCCCACCGAAUGCGUACAAUGCUACUGCGCAAUGUUGGUUUCAGGAAGUGGAAAAAAAACCCUGGAAAUACCGAGGCUUCAAAUCUGUAUACCGGCAGAAGGCAGAACCAAGUUGUCCAUAGUAUUUACAGUCUAUAGUAAAAAUAAAGCAAGCAAGUGAUGACCUCCUGGUGACUUGAACAAAUAACAGACAAAUGUCUUCAGCUUUGCAGAAGAAACACCCACAAUAUCAUGGACUACACACAAGGGAUUAUGACAGUGCAUUAUCAAAGUCAGUUUACUUCAUGAAUCUAAAAAAUAAAAACCACUAAAAAAAGGUCAUGAUUCAAAAAGUUAUAAUAUUAAAAAAGUUAUUUCGUAAACCAGAGUGGAAUAAAAAUUAAGGGAACUUGGAGUCAUUGGCAUCUCUAAAGUCAAUGAGGUUCAUAAUGAAGAAAACUGUUGCAUAGUUGAAAGUUACAAACCCUGGACAGUCGUGGGGUGUGUGAUAUUUUGGUUUGACGAAUUCAACUAAGUACAACCACAUCAUUUCUUUCUUUCAAACUCUACAUAACAAAUCUGAUUGUGCACCAGUAUAUUUUUUAAGGAAACUUUUUAAACAGUUUUUGUACACAGGACAUCCAAUCAUUCUCCUGACUACUUAGCCUCUCUAAAGCUGUGAGGUUAACUGGAGCCCAACUGCCAAGAGUCAGGGUGUGCACUUAAUAUGUCACCAGUCCAUCAUGGGGUUGGCACAAAGAGUUAGUACACUGGUAUUUACGUCAUACUAUAAUGAGGCACCAAUCAAACUCAAGUUCACACUGUGUGAUAAAACUGAAGAACCCAGAGAGAAACCAGGCACGGGGGAAACAUGCAUGGCAUAGUUUUAACUUUAAAGCCUCCCAUAAUAAGAUCUGAAAGUUUUAUACUGUUAGAUUCUACCAUGGAGCAAUAACCAGGUUGAUUUACUCUGGACAUGUAAUGUAUGCUCUUUAACAUAACAUACCCCAGGCCCUGGAAACACUCCUGUAAAUGCCAAGCUGGUUGCAUCACCAUGGCAGGACUGGCUUAAGCAUGUGAACCUUUGUUCUCUGUCUCAGUUGCUGGUAUUUGUGACUGUGAAGAACUUUAAUCUUAUUUCAGAUCCAUAAAUUAGUCCAUCAAUAUGAAUUAGUCAGUAAUACUUCCUGCAAAGUAUUUCAUCUGGCUGGAGGAAUUAAAGACAUUUCGCAUAGAUUCUCAGACACUGGGUUCAACCCAGCCAUCCAUAGGGGGGAUACACAAGGUAUCUCCUGCUGCUGUACAGUUCCAUCAGUUUGUCAAUGAAGUCUGAUGUAGGUCUGCAAAAAGAGGACACAAACAUUUAACGCUGCUCAGGUAUAACAUGAUUCUUGGUUUUCUCCCACAGGGCCUCACACCAAAGGUAGAUUAUCUGGCAUCAGAGGAGAUCCACCGGCUUCAGGAGCAGAACAGCGUCCUGAGGGCUGUGGUUAACCAGAUGAGGAAGGACAUGGAGGGCCUCAGCCAGCUCCCUCUGCAUCCCCAGGCCCAGCCAGAGACCUCCCCUCCUCAGCCAGCUCAGCAUCCCACAACCUCUGAGAACACUCAGCAAGCCAAUUUACCACCAACCAAGUCCAUUGACAUGUCCACAAAGGUCACCCCAGCAGGUAUGGACAGCACUCUUUUACACAAACUACCUGAUCAUCCCUCAAUAUGUAAGGGAUAAUGUAUAGUAAGGGAGUAGUUACAUUAAAUAGAAUCCUGAUAGCAUGAGACAAGACCCAGACACUUAGCAGGGUUGACAAUCUUGUAUAGUGGCCAUGAAGCUUGUUAUAAUAAUGUUAUAAUAAUUGUUAUAAUAAUAAUAAUAAUAAUGUUAUAAUUUAAUAUAAACAACUUAAGUAAAGAUAAUCUCUCCAGUUAGACACUCAACUGGCUACUUGAGAGAGGAAUUAACAUCAAACUUCAUAUUUCCACUCACAUUAAAGUCUCAGUGUUAUCCUGCUAAACUGACAUAAAUCUCUAUAACCUCAAUAUUUUUAUUCACACCAAAGUCCAAACAACAUUCACCUUUACAGACGCAGACAAAAACAGUAGCGCCUGUUUUUGGUCCCUUUUUCUGUAACUUUUCUCUUGGGGUUUUCUUAUUCCACCAGCCCUGUAACACUGUCAAAGCUCAUACCAUGUUGUGGUUUGUGUUUGCUUCAUGUCGUCAUGUUUUCUUCAGUUUGGUUGAUUUCUCUUGCACUCAGCUCCUUAUGAGUUAUAAUGCCUCUGACUAAUUUCAGUGCUGCUUUUAUUCUCUUGUUUUCUUUUUUUGCCAUUAACCACCAAUGUUAAGUUUGUACCCUUAGAAUAAACUGAGAGUGAUGCUAUUGCAAACUAACGUUUGCCACAUUGUCAACAGAAAGAUUAAAAAAAUGAACUUUUAAAAUGUGCGGGACUCUUUUGCAGGGAUUGAUAUGAGUGGGUGUGUGUGAUCAGGUUGUCCUUUGCGCUGCUCUUGCUAAUUAGAACUAAUUACUGCAGUCACAGGUUUUUGACCAGUCAGAAUCAGAUAUUCAAUACACUUGGCUGAAUAGUAAGAAAUACAGGGAAUGACUGGGAGUAAACCAAUACUGAGAACUACAAACACCACAGGAAGCUAUGCUUACAUUUUAUUUUUUGUGCUGUAAAAACUGAUUUUAAGUCUUUACUAGUUUACUAGUUUUUCCUGGGCACAGAGCUGUCUAGAUAUUGACUUUGUAUGAAAAGUACAUAUUUCUUUUGAAUUUGGUUAAACCAGGACUCUUCAAACUAAACAUACGACUGACAAAGUAAGGGGAAUGCCUCUACUUGUUGCUUCUAUACCUAAUUAUAAGAAUAAUGACAUAAAUGGGGGGAAAAUGGCUGAACAAUACAGACUUCUGAUGAUCAUAUUUGUGAAAAUUCACCCAGGCUACACUGAAGCUCUGGAGCAAGAGGUGUCCCUACUAAAGGCUCAGUGCAGGCACCUCAAGGAGCAGCUAGAAGGCACUGCAGGACAGCCCAGCACUGCUCCAGCUGUAGACAGACCUACACGGCACCUGCAGCCAGGGGGCUCAGAGAAUAUACAAAGACAACAACAGGCACUCGAACAAGGUAUCCUUUUAAUGCAUUUUUUUCUGAAGCUAAAAGUUUCGAGAGCUGUAGCAACUCUACCACCUUAACAUAGCAAUAGUUAAACACUGAACUGACAGGAUUAUUAGGGAUCAUGUUCUGUCACAGAAUGAUUUAUUCUCUAACUGAUAGUAUCAGCUUCAUUAAUCUACUUUUACUGGUUUAGCUCAGGGGUUAAAUGAUGCAACCUUAGAGAGACUGAAGUCUUCUUAAUCCUCUUUUUUCAUUUUCACCUUUUUCACACCCUUUGAAUAUUAACCUUAAUGUUAUAGGACCCAAAAUGAGCAAAAGUAGUGGAUGAAUGCAUGAAAGUGUAAAUAAAAUCCUCAUCUCUCAGCAGUUGUUUGUACAGAUGAUCAAUAAGGUGCAUUUCGUGUUGACUUUCCUUUACUUUCUUGUGCUUGUUUUGGAUCCUCAGGAGGCAGGUGUCUGGAGAAAUGUGCCAACACCUGUGCUUUGGAGCAGCAGAGUGUCAGAGUGUCUAACAGGGAGUCUGCUCUCAUCAGCAUCAUGGAACAGGUACAGAAAGAAGUCUGUGAUCCUGCCAGUAACAUCUAGGUGGCUGCCUGGAUCUACUCUAAGGAGUUAAAACCUCUGAUCUCUGUUGUUCAAACUUAUGAUUGUCAAACAAUUAAAACCAUUUGCAUAGAAGUAUCAAAAUUGAGCAUGAUGAAAUUUGAUAUUUAAGAAAUGUGAUCCAAAACACUGGUCCAGCUGGUCUCCUGCUGAGGUCAGACAAUUUCUCUGUUUCUCACUGACACUGUGGCAGAUUAGGUAACCAAAAUACCCUAAAAUCAUACUGUGAAUUGUGCAAGACCAGAGACCACAAUCGGUGUGAUGUCACAGACAGGGCUAGAAGACUCCCUGAAUAGCUAACAGCACUUACUCACCAGGUUGCUGACGUGUGUCUGCAAUUUCUCGCUAACAUUUCUCUUUAUUCAGGGUGUCACCGUUGUUGCUCAACAGAAUAUAUUCAAAGCGGGAAUGUUGAGAAACUCUCGCUUUAAGAAAUACUGUUUCCUUUGGCGUAGCUUUGAAGCCACACCAAAAAUUUAGCUUUGAAUUCCCUUUUAGGGAUCGAAAUAGUUCUUCUUCUGCUCUAAGGAUGUAAACUUAAACUAGUGGCAGCAAAAGCAACCUGCUCUGAAGGUUACUGCUCCAGUGAAACAAAUUAUCUUGAAGUCAGUAAAUCUGAGCAAAGAUGGACAUACUCUCCAAUAAUUCAUCUUUGCAUUAAAGGCUCUAACAGAGGUGUCUCUCACACUAGUAUAGUUUUUGGAACAAAUUGAGUGUAGCCUUCAGACAGGCCAUGAAGUCAAGCUCAGCUCACAGUAUAUCAGUUGAUUCUAACCCCUGCCUUCAUCAGCUGACAGCUCAGCUGAUUACCUUUUACUCGUAUAAUUUGUGACUGUCAAAACAGGGCUCCCGUUUAAAUUGAUUUAGUCUGCCUACUCUUUGUGCAGCCUCUGUAGACCCACUUUGACCUCAGCUCUCCCUUUAUGCUGCUCUACCUGCCUUGGCUUCUUACAUAUGCACAUAAAAUAGAAAGAAGGUGUGCAGGGAGCUCUCAAAUAGUCUUACCUAAUACAUACAAAUGACUAUCACUUGAAUUAUUAUUUUUUUUAUUGGACAAAAGUGGUGCUGAACUCUAGUUCUCAUUUAUUGUAUCUUAGUAUUGUGUCACAUUGUCUUACAAAAUUGGCCAGUUGUUAUAAGGUCAUCUCUGUGUGCAGUAUCCAGAUCCGUCUCCUUCCUUAUCUCCCUCCCAGAGUGCUCUGGUACAAAAGCUCCAAGAGGAGAACCUGCGUUUGCGUCAGCAGCAGCAGCAGCAGACCUCAGCUCUCAUAUCUGGUGGUUUAUUUGAUAAAAGCGACCGUGAUCGCUUACACAGCAGGCUGAAGCAGGCAGCGCUGUGUAUCACCCGUCUGAGCAUGGAGAAACAGCAGCUGAUUAAGAUGGGCAACCGCCUCCGUGCCCAGAUCGCCACAGCUGGACUGCAGGGUAUAAUAACAGACCUACUCACCGCCACACAUAUACAUAAUUUAGUACCUCAUAAUGAAUUUAAUAUCUGUUGAGUUUAUGGGCUUUUUAUCAGCAGCAGCAGCAGCACUGUUUAUUGGACAUUUAGGAUUUGUGGCCUGAAGAUUACCUAGUUGCUGAUUAAACCAGACCUUAUUCUUAUUUAUUAAAUUACCCAACAUUAAUUUUUAAAGAGCAAGGAUGGUAGGAAUGACAAUCACUGAAAUGGAAACUUUAUUUUUAAUAGAAUCAGCCGAGCCAGAGAAAGAGUCCUUUCCAAAGGCUCAAGAAGACCAACAUGACCGACUGUCUACUCUGGAACAGCUUCAGUACCAGCUCACGACACAGGUAUCUGCUUCAUCACUUCAAAUCGAUGUUUAUUAUCCAGUACACUGUUUUAUAACCUGAUCUUUCUGUUGAUUCAGCAUGUCCUUUAUAUAUAGAAGCUCUUCAGAUGAAUCAAAACAGUUCACUACAGCUACCUCUGGAUUCCUUUCACUGACAUGCAACUUGUGUGAAUUUGAAACUAUUGUUUGCCUUAAAAUGUCAGUCAUCAAAACCUACAUCUCAUUCAUGUUUAUAUUGUAGACUUUCACAAACAAUGAGUCCCUUACUCAAGAUUUAAUUCAAGUUCUCCACUAUUUUCUUGAAUGAAAGUUUAAUGUGUUGUCAUUGCAAUAAUUGCUAAUAAUUCAUAACAGCUAAUUUUUUAGGACCUGAGCAUGGAUCCUGUUGACACCCUUAGGAUAAUCCUUUAUGUCUUUUGCACAAAGUAUUGCUUAUUUGGCUAUUUUAACAUGCCCCAAAAUACACUAGAAUUCAAACAUGAAUCAAGCCUGGUGAAAAAUUUGAUAUCAUGUGUUUCGCGAAAGUGGGUCCAGCUUACAAGCCAAGACCUACAAAAAAGUCUGUCAUGGUCAUCAUGAUGAAAUUUUAACAGGAAGACAAAAAAGUUCUGUCAAAUGUCAAAUUUGAGAAACUUUCAUCCUGUCAUUCUCAAAGAGAAUCAGUCUUUUGUACCAAAGAUAAAAACUUCUCAUCCAUGAUAAGUGCCCCAGCCCUAAUCACACACAAAUGCUCAUAUUUAUAGCCCCUCCUGCCAACAAGAAAUUGCAUGAUUAACUCUGUGGUGUAGAUCACCUUCUCUGUUUGAUAUAAACACUUCAAAUGUUGUUCAAAAGGGCUUUCACACCUUAAAGGUGUGUCUGUGGCGGUGCAUCAGAUUUCAAGCUGUCACCAUGAAACAGGAAGUUAUUGUAAAUCCUUGAGACAGCCUUCAAUCUGAUGUCAGCGCUGUCAAAGUCAAAGCUCCACCAGAGGGCGCUGUAGCUUUACUUUUUGUGUUUUUGCCUUCAGGAGUUACAGUACGCACUUAGGCAGAGAGAUCUCUCUGCUCCUGGACAACAAGUUCCUGAAACGAAAUGCAAAGAUUCUACAUUAAAGGGGGCUGCCAACCCGUGGACUCAGGGACAUAAAAGCCCAGACAAGCCUGAGGUAACACAAGAGUCCUAAACCCUCCAUGAAUUUGAAAGCUUUAUCCGCUUGGUUCUCUCCUCAUGUAUAAGAAUGCAUUUCUCAGAGUGGUGUCUUUUUGAUUUUGACUGUUAAAGUAAGUAAAACCUGUUCAAAUGAGCUCACUCUUCUGCUGCAGCCUCUUUUAGGUCCAUCAAGGUCACUGUUGUCAUCAGAGGAGUCACUGCGGUCACUAAAGGAGCUGUGGAAAAAACUAGACCAGGGGCUUAGUCCAUCUACUUUCUCAGAAGGUAAGCACGCCAAAAAAUAACACUUUCACUUGUUUACUCUAUUUGACAGCUUUUAUUCAAUCACUGUUAAUUUGAGACUUUAAUACCCUUCAAUGAAAGGUGUGCACAUGGUAAAGAAACCCAUCCCACAGAGCCCCUGUACAAAUUCUGUGGCUGUUAGUGUCUCUCAAAACCCAGAUAUGAAGGUAGGUGAGAAUCGAUGCAAGAACAUCACCGCCAGGGUUAUAAAGUGGGCAUAUCCAUUCACUAGUGUUUUGUCAGAUUAGGCCUGAGACAUUUCAAAGAAGCUAAACAGAUAAAUUUGGCAACUCAGAACACCAGCAAUCCACACUAACUUUCACCUUUGACAAUACCCACACUAAAAAAAGAAACAAAAAGAACACAAAUAAAGCAAAGUCUGGAGAGGACAGAGAUGUAGAGCCGUGUUUGGACUAGAGUGCCCCCCCUUCAGGCUAGUGUGUAUGCUACUGAAACUAAUAAUUCAUUUCAAGUUGUACUUUUUUUGAAUUUGUCUUUUGUUAAAUUUGGGUCUUUGCUUAGUUAAAUGACACAGUUUCUUUACUAACACUUUGUGCAGGACUGAAAUCACAAAAAAACUUUUUGCUUUACUGGUCAAGUAUUGGAGAUCAGAAUUCUGGUCUUGUAAUAACUCAAAUAUUUAAGGGCCUGAUUUACUAAAGGUUUGCAUGAGUAAAACUGUGUGCAAACUUAAUAUCACCCACCAAAAAGAGCACAAGCUGAUCUCUUAAUGAUGCACGCUGAGGAUUGCCUCUAUCAGAUGUGCAAGAUAACAUGCUUUGUACAUUUGAACCAAUGCAAUAUGUGGUGCUUCUAACCUAGUGUGAAAAAUACUAGAGAGGAAAAUGCAAGGACUUUAACUGAGCAAACGCUUUUCAAUUUACUAGGUCUGAAAGUAAUUUUGCUGACUGUGACUGUGUCUGAAUGUGAUACCUGUGGAAAAAAGAUGCUAAUCCAGGUUCCCAGUGUUGCGCACAGAUGGCUGCUGUUCUUCUGGCAAGGAGGAGAUGUGAUUACAGACACAACACAAACAAGAGUGAACAUUCACAGCCACUGUAGCCUAAAGAAAAUUCAAAAUGUAGAGUAAAAAGGCAUGUAUGUCUUUAAAAUCUGUUGUCUGACCGCUUUUUGUGUCACCGUUACAUAAACCAGUCAAACCGCAAAACUAUAAUUUAAACCACCGCCUCUAAAAUCUUUACAUCUGAUGUUACUGACGCAGCAAUUCUUGGAUAAUCACUCAUAAAACACUCCUACACAUACAAAGUGUGCAAAUUGUGAGGCAUGUUCACUCUGUUUAGUACUUGUAAAUGUGGAAAUCUAGUCAUUCAGUCUAAUUAUUUUAAUGCAGCUAAAGGAAGUACGAUGUUUGUGGACAUAAAUGGAUGAAAAUAAAACUCAGUAUGUGUGGACAAGUAGUUUAAAAUACGUUCACUGUGCACAAGAAUCAAAAUGGUCCCACAAAGCACUACUCACUUAUUAUACAAGUGCAGUCAUUAAACAAAAAGACAGACAUGAAACAGGGAGAAAAAGUGGUGUGACAUGUAACAGAUGUUCAGUGUCAUACCCCGGGGCUUUUGACAGCCGCUUGUAUACGCUAUCUGCACAGGAUCAAAAAGAGCACUUACACCUCCUGAAGAACAUGAAUUCAACGUGUGUGCGCGGGCUUGUGUAAACAGAAAUUUAAGAAGUAUGUCAGCAAUAAAUAUUUCAUCAAACUAGCGGGCAAAGUCUUCUGUUUCAAGUACAGCAGGUCACAGAAAAUACACAACCUUUCUCUCUCUCUGCGGCAUGAUCAGCAGCUGCAGUGGUGAGAUCACAAUUGAUCAAAGAAAGUUGUUGCCCAAGUUGUAAUGUUAUCACUGUUUGCUGUCUAGGGAGCAAUUUCUCAAUCAGAGAAAUCAGACUGAAACGCCGUGAUCAGCAUCUUUUACCAUCAUGUAAUAAUUGUGAAAUCGGGCGUAUGAAGCAGAACUGUAAUGAUUGGUCACAGAGUUUACAGUGGCAACUAAGAGCUGGUGAAGAUACAGUUACAAUCAGAACAAGCCAGUCUGUAUGCAUAAAUCAGUUUGCAUCAAGUUCUACGCAGGGACUUUAGCUUCUUUAGUUUCUUUCACUCGAUUACAAUCACAGCACCUUGGAUGCUUCUCUCCCAGCUCUUAAAACAAAAGUUUUAACCCUGAGCCCCCUCAUUCCUCAAGGCCAUUGCACCAAAAUUUCCCUACUGCAGCCUUCAUUUGCAUCUUAGAGAAGACCACAUUUACUACAUGCUUUGGUUGGACCCCGAAGCCCUUAACAUCAGCCCAGGCUUGUCAAGAGUGGCUAAGGGGGUGUUAGUUUGAAACUUAUGUCACAAAAACUGUACUUACUGUGUCCAGUACAAAGAGAUUACAUAAGAUACAGAAUUAGCCUUCUGGUUGUUUGAGUGAUGCUUAUGAAAGUGAAGCUAGACAGGUUAAUAGAGCAUGUUCAAAAGUAUAGGGGUGGAUUUUAAAUGAGCAAGCAACUGAACUACAGUAACCUCCAAGGUCAACUACGCACACAUUUUAUGCAAAAAAAAAAAAAAAAAAAUUAACAAAGCAUCUGAAUGUUUCUGCAAACACAAAUUUAUUUCCCCCAGUGCUAAAGAAAGACCUCUUCAAAUGCAAAAAAAAAAAGUUUCAUGAAACACCAAAAUGUUUUGCAAAAUGGAAAAAGGUGCAUUUGUGUGAGAGAUUUAAGCAAGAAUAUUAUUGUUGGAAUAUUUGCAUUAGAAGUUUAAUAGUAGUGUUUUCUUUUGUGAAAUUAGUGAUUUUGGACGUGGAUAUGUGUGCUGUAAAUGUUGUUCUAACAGUUGAAAUAGGCAAGUUUAAUGGGAAAUAGAGGACUAAAAUGUUACUCACAGGCCAUGCAGCCUCAACACUUCCUCCUGUGCAUAUGCAUAUAAUUGUCUAUAAAUUGUGGCAUUCCUUUUCAAUGGAAAAAAAAAAUGCAAACAGUAAGUAAAAAAACUAUAUUUUGCAAAAAGCUUUAAUGUUGUGUGAAACUGAAAAUAUUUUUUGACAUUUGUGAUUUUUUUUUUAUUUUGUAUCUUAUGAAAUAUUUAUGCUUUGGCUUUGUCAGAUUUUUUGUUUUGAUUAAAUAUUUCAUGAUUAUGUCUGCUUUUUCAGAAAAUAGUUUUAAAUGUCAUUGAAUCUUUUGGCAGUGAAUGAUUUUUGCAUGUCAUGAAAGCUUUCUAGGUUAUACAAAAUUUCGUUGUCUAUUAUGAAACAUUUUUGUUCUUUAGAUAAGAUAAAACAUUGAUGGAACAUGUUUGACAGUAGGUGACAUGUAAUUUGUGGUCUUGAGAUAUUUGUGCAGUUAUGAUCUUCAGGGCCAUUGUACUAAAUUUCACACAAAAAUAAUGUAUGGAUUUCAAGGUAAAUAGACCCAUCUCCUCUAUAGUAUCAUGUAGUGUGUGGUUGUUUGUAUAUCUGCAGAGAUUUUGCUGUCUCCUUCCUCCAUAUUUUCUGAUAAAAACAUAAAAGGACCAGGUGGAAUUGCAGUCUCUGUCUAACACUCUCAGCUCAUUGUUUAAAGAUGCAGGUAUUUGCUGACCUGUGGAUCAGAACAGUUUGCAUUGUGUUAAAGAUUUGAGUUAUCUUCAGGUGUUAUGGAGAGCAGAGCAGAGACACAUACCCUAUGUAGGCAGUAGUAGACAACAAAAUCUACCACCUUCACAUUUUAACCAGAGUUGUGGUUUUGUAAAUUAAUCGAUUAGGAUGUGAUCACUGUGAACAACAAUUUUAUUUUCCUGUUUUACUCCUUUAUUUAUCUAUAUCACACGCUCUCUCCUUUCUCACUCUGUCAGUAAAACCAUUACUGCUCUCUCUGUUUUGCUUGCAGCAGCUUUAUGUUGAAACUGUAUGUAGAUCUGUUUUGUAACCCUCAGUGCUUUCAUUGUUGUUACGCACUUAAAAAUUCAACAACCUUACAGGCUGAUCAUGAGAUUAGAUGUUGCAACCAUGAUGUUUGCUGUAAGUACAUGUUACAGUGUUCUGAAGUCUAAAGUUAAGCAGUUUGGCCUCUGCAAACUUAGAUUUUGAAAGUGAGCAUCUGUUAAAAUGAAGGGUGAGUUUAAAAUGGGUCUGUAGAAACUUAUAUUAAAUGUAAGCUAAUCGUACUAAGUUUUCUUAUUUGGAUCUGAAGGUGACCUGAGCAGGCAUGAAGCAGCUGAUGGUGAUGGUGGUGCUGGAGUCCAAAUGACCAUGCAGGGUGUCAGCGCUCCCAUCCAUAACCUGCCAAUAGCCGACGGCAAGCAAAUGAGGAAUACCUCAACAACUACUUCAAACGCCAGCAAGACCAGACGAAGACCUGGAGCCCCUGGAGGGACAAGCAAGAUCAGGAAUUACAAUAUCAAAGACUGAACCAUGCACAUACUGGACAAUCCAUUGAUAUCCAUUUAAAUAUUUGGUGUUCACAAUCAAGCAGUUUUGUCAAAUCUUUAAAAAUUAAUGUAUUGCUGUUUUAGGCUGCCGUUUAUGUGUACACAGGAAAUUUGACAAAUCAGUUAAGAUUGACUGCUACCUAAUCAAACAGUUACUGAAAUGACAAGAGAUAGAAAAAUUCAUAGUAUUAGUGGGCUCUGAGUCUUUUGGAGGUCGCUUCAUGCAGACACUUAAAUUUUUCAACACCUGAGGUCACCAUUGGGUCAGCCCAGAUCUCUUUGUCUUUUCUUUUUCACUGAUCUCUUUAGUUUCCCAUCCCAAGAAGAUAAAAAAUAUACUUAGAUAUAAUAAAUCUUAUCACCAAGUUGCCGAUUUUUUUUUUUAUAACUGCUAAUAUCCAUGCACAAACAGAAAUCUAAAAUAUGAAGUGAUGCUCACAUGAAGUGUUUUUACUUUUGUUAACAAUUUUGUAAAUAAAAUGUUGUUUUGCCCCUUAAACAUGCCUGAUUGUCUCAGAAAUGUGACUGCUAAUUCUAAUUCUGCACAUUAACAGGCCAUGAAAGGAGCAAACUAUGACAUGUUAAUCUUCAAUGUUUCUUGUCCUCUGAAUUAAAGAGUUUGGAAACAUCAACAUUAAAAAUGUAGGGUUCUUAGUGUCUGGCUGUAGAUGAGAGGGUCACUGUGUGCUUUUAAACCCUGUUAUCUGUGCUGCUGCUGCUGUUACAGGUCUUCCCGACCUAAAUUAUGAACUCCAGUAACCCCAAGAAGUCAGACGAGCUUUCCUGUUACGUCAUCUUCUCAGCCCCGCCUCUUAAUCACCCUAUCCCCAAACAGCGCGCUCUCCUCUG
Molecule: messenger RNA, 43585 nt
Organism: Xyrichtys novacula (pearly razorfish)
Lineage: Eukaryota; Metazoa; Chordata; Actinopteri; Labriformes; Labridae
Source: the annotation of a GenBank genome assembly